Cydia amplana is the source of this 6181-nucleotide messenger RNA. RefSeq lists its product as uncharacterized. The transcript has 28 exons. The record is from RefSeq and is a predicted model, not a curated record. Bases 57 to 5501 code for a protein of 1814 amino acids. NCBI's taxonomy places the organism in Eukaryota, Metazoa, Arthropoda, Insecta, Lepidoptera, Tortricidae.
GGGCGGGCGGCGCAGACGCACGCCGGGCGCGCUCUCAGUACGCGCGCGCCCUCGCCAUGGCUCGCUGGCAGAAGGUCCUGGCGGCCGUGUUCAUCCUCGCCGCCGCCGCGACCGCCGCGCGCAAGUCGCCCCCGAAAGCCGAACCCCAGAUCGAGGAGGUUACCGCCAAACAGUUGGAUCGAGUGCUGGAAGACAAGGACUUCGUCGCGGUGUACUGGUAUGCAAGAAGCUGCGUGACAUGUGACAAAGUGCUAGAAGAGCUAGAGAAGAUAGACGACGACACAGACACGUUCGGGGUGGACUUUGUCAAGAUCAACGACAAGAGGCUCGCCAAGCAGUAUGGCAUCACGAAAUUCCCCGCCCUCACGUACUUCCGUGAGAAGGAACCGAUCAUUUACGAAGGAGAUCUCAUGGACGAAGAGAGCGUCCUGGAUUUCCUGACGAGUUUAGAAGCCAUGGACCUUCCGGACCGGAUAGAGGAGGUAAACCAGAAGAUCCUGUCCAAGAUCAUCGAGGACACGGACUACGUUGCUGUUCUCUUUUGUCCUGACCACAAAAGUUGCGGCCCAUCGAACAACAAGCCCGAAUGCAAGAAGUGUGCGAAGGCGCUUCAAGAACUGGAGAACAUAGAUGAUGAAGCUGACCAGCUGGGAAUCGGGUUCGUCAAGAUCCACGACGAAGAACUAGCCGAGGAGUACAGUCUUGGGGAGCUGCCAAGACUGGUGUACUACAGGCAUGAAAUACCAAUUAUCUAUGAAAGUGAGUUGAGCAAAGAGGAGGAUGUCUUGGAGUGGUUGAUCGCCAACAAGUCCACCGGUGACGAAGAAGAUGUCAUCGAAGACGUCACGGCCAAGACCCUCAACACCCUCAUCGGCAACGUGGAUAACCUUGUUGUUGUCUUCUACGACCACGGUGACGAGGAAUCAAUGACAGUCCUUGGCGAGCUCGAGAACAUCGACGACGACUGCGACCGCCACGGCAUCCAGUUCGUCAAGAUCGACGACGCCAAGGCCGCCGACUCCUUCGGCAUCGACAACAUUCCCUCCAUCGUCUACUUCGAGAAGCAGAUCCCCAACGUUUACGACGGUGAUCUUGAAAACGAGGAAGAGAUACUGGAGUGGCUGGUCGGCCAGCUGGAGAAGGACGAGAUCGAGGACGUCACCGACGAGAUGCUCGACAAGUUGAUCAAGGACGGGAAAACCGUUGCCGUGCUAUUCUAUGACAAUAACGAUCGCAAAUCUCAGAAGGUAUUAGCAGAACUUGAGAACAUUGAUGACGAGUGCGAUUCUCUCGGUAUUGCGUUUGUGAAGAUUGACAAUGAUGACGAAGCCAAAGAAUACGGCAUUGAAAAGAUCCCAACUCUUCUGUAUUUCGAAAAGGGUAUCCCGACUUAUUACGAAGGAAACCUGGAAGAGGAAGAGAAAGUAUUAGCUUGGCUCAGGUAUCAAGUGGAGAGCGACGAAAUUGAGGACAUCACUGAUGAAAUGCUCGACCUCAUCAUCGAGAAAAUGCCAUACGUCGCUGUGCUGUUCUACGACAAGGACCAGAAGAAGAGUCAAAAGAUCCUUUCUGAGCUGGAGAACAUCGACGACGAAUGUGACCAGAAUGACAUUGCCUUCGUCAAGAUUGAUGACGAUAAAGAAGCCAAGGAAUAUGGUAUUGACUCCAUUCCAACUAUGGUUUUCUUCGAGAAAGGCAUCCCUCACAUCUACGAAGGUGAUCUGAUGAAGGAAGAUGAAUUACUCGGCUGGUUGCUACAUCAGAAACGACAUAGUGAAAUUCCUGAAGUCACUGAUGAGAUGAUGGACAAACUAAUAGAAAGUACACCAUAUUUGGCUGUUAUCUUUUACGACAAAGAGGACAAACAAGACAUAAGGAUCCUCAACGAACUGGAAAACAUUGAUGAUGAACUAGAAAAGGAAGGUAUCGUUAUUGUGCGAAUGGAUAACGAGAAUGAAGCUAAAGAAUUCGGUAUCGACCAUCUGCCGACUCUCGUAUACUUCGAAGAGAACAUCCCCGCUAUCUAUGAAGGUGACCUGAUGAAUGAAGAUGAAGUAUUGGAGUGGCUUAUUGAACAGAAGAACAGCGCUACCAUUGAGGAAGUUACUGAUGAGAUCUUGACUGAUCUUAUCGAAGAACACGAAUACGUGGUCGUUUAUUUCAGCGGCAAUUGCGAAGAGGGCGAUGAAUGCGACAACAUCCUAGACGAGCUUGAGAACAUUGACGACGAGUUGGACGAGACGGGCAUCAUCUUCGUCACCACCGAGGACCUGGCGCUCGCCAAGAAGUACGGCAUCAAGACCUUCCCCACGCUCGUGUUCUUCAGGAACAAGGACCCACUCAUUUACAAGGGGGACAUCGAAGACGAGGAUGAAGUGCUGUCAUGGCUGACGGACGAAGACACCCUUGAGAUCCCCGGCAAGAUCGAGGAGGUCAACUCCAGGAUGCUGGAGAAGAUCCUAGCCGAAAACGACCACAUCGUUGUCUUUUUCUACAAGGAGGGCGACAAGAAAUCUCAAAAAGUACUCAGCGAGCUUGAAAACAUCGAUGACGAGUGCGAAGAAAAAGACAUAGAUUUCGUCAAGAUUUCUGAUGAAGGAGUGGAGAAGGAAUACGACCUGUCUGAAUUGCCGGCUUUAGCUUUCUACCGCCACAAGUUCAGGACCAUCUAUGAAGGCGAUCUGAUGCAUGAAGAAGAUAUCUUGUCCUGGGUGUUGGAUUUGGUUGACUCUCAGCCUGACGUCAUUGAGAGCGUGGACAGGAAGACUUUGAAGGAUUUAAUUGCAGAUGUGGAACAUCUUGCCGUCUUCUUUUACAGUGAUGAUUGCGACACCUGCGACGAUGUACUCGAAGAACUGGAGACAAUUGACGACGACACAGACAAAUACGAGAUUCAGUUCGUCAAGUCCAAGGACUCCAAACUGGCUUCGGACAUUGGCAUUUUCAGUUUCCCAGCUCUGGUAUACUAUGAGACCGGGGUUCCGAUCAUGUACGAUGGUGACUUAAAGAACGAAAAAAAGGUCCUCCAGUGGCUUAUAGAUCAAAAAAGCGAUCGCUGUUUCUACAUUGGAUUGGGGGCGAAACCGGCCGCCCCAAAAAUGACUUACGAACCCUACCAGUGCUGUCCCACUAAAGUUCAAAGUCCGACCAAAGUAGCCAAAGCCACCCCGACCAAGGUUCCGGCCAAGAAACUCGAGAAGGCAAGCCCCAAGCAGCAAGCAAAGCCCGCCAAGGGGUCGAAAGCACUCGCCAAGCCGGAAAAGGGAAAAGGAAAAAAAGGUAAUUUACUGGAUGAAUCAGAAGUGCUGGAAUGGAUGGUCAAACAAAAGGAAGAUGAAAGUAUUGAACACAUUGAAAGAGAAAAAUUGUUCAAAUACAUUGACACAAAAGAAUUCUUAGCUGUUGUUUUCUAUAGAGAAGACGAUCCAGAGAGUCCGCGUAUCCUAAGGUACGUGGAACUAAUCGACGAUGAAGCAUCGGAGUACGGCAUCAAAGUAGUAAAAUGCAGCGAUCGUUUAAUGGCCAAGAAAUACGGUUUCCGCAAUCCGCCCGGUAUCACCUACUUCAGAAAGGGCAAAUACAUCAAUUACGACGGAGACAUGGAUGACGAGGAAGAGAUUUUGGACUGGUUGACCAAUCCGGAAAACAUGGAACUUACGGAUCACAUAGAAAAAGUUAAUCGUAAAAUGUUUCAGAAAAUACGACAGACAUCCGAUUAUGUAGCAGUAUUCUUUUACAGUAAUGACUGCAAACAGUGUCCCAGAGUGCUGCUGGAGAUAGAGCACAUUGACGACGACGCUGACGGCGCCGGUAUCAACUUUGUCAAGAUUGAUGACAAGCAGAUGGCCAAGGAAUUUGGAGUUUUCGCUUUACCUGCUGUGCUGUUCUUCAAAAUGGGAUCUAAAGACCCUGUCAUUUACGCUGGUGAUCUUUACGAUGAACAUCAGUUAUUAAACUGGUUGUUGACUCAAAAGAAUCCAGCAGGUGAUGUAAUUGAAGCACUUGAGGGUAAAGAAUUGCUCAAAUUGAUAGAAGAGGAAGGAUCCCUUGCUGUGUACUUCUGGAACAAAACGUUAUGUGAAUUAUGCAAUUCAAAAGCAAUCCGAAAAGCACAGAAAAAGAAAGACAAAGAAAGAGAUCCUGAAGACGAAGAGGCGCCAGAAGAGGAUUCGCUUGACUGCGAGCAAUGCGCUGGCAUUUUGGAAGAACUGGAAAACAUAGAUGACGAUUGUGACCGACAUAAAAUAAAGUUCGUGAAGACACAAGAUUACUCGAUAGCGGAGUCGUAUGGAGUUACUGACUUCCCAGUGUUGGUGUAUUUUGAGAACAAUAUUCCGAAUGUGUACGAAGGUUCUCUGGCGGAGGAGGAAGAGGUGUUGCAAUGGUUGAUUACUCAGAAAACUGAAGACCGCAUUGAAUUGAUAACCAGAGUGAUGUUAGAAAAUAUGGUUGAAGAAACACAGUACUUGGCAGUAUACUUUUACAAAUUGAACUGUCAUAUUUGCGACGCUAUUCUGGAAGGACUAGAGCAGAUAGACGACGAAUGCGACGUUUACGGUAUUCAUAUGGUGAAAAUACAAGAUCCACAAUUAGCCAAACGAUAUUCUAUCAAGACCUUCCCGGCGAUGGUUUACUUCAGGAAUGGCAAUCCACUGCUUUUUGAAGGUGAUCUGCAGAAUGAAGAAUCAAUUCUUGAAUGGCUUAUUGACGAUGAAAAUCGGGAGCUUGCAGAUGAAAUUGAAUCCGUAAACGAUAGAAUGCUAGAGAGGCUCCUAGUUGAAUCACAUUUACUCGUCGUCUUCUUCUAUGAUGAUGAAGACUGCCCAGAAUGUGAAGAUCUGCUCGAAUCACUAGAACAAAUAGACGGUGAAGUAGAUCAAUUUGGUAUCGAUUUUGUGAAAAUAGCCAGUCCAGAAGCGGCCGCGAAGUACAACAUCAUUAAUAUACCUUCUCUAGUGUAUUUCCGCAAACAAGUACCCAUGCUCUAUGAUGGCGACAUCCAUCAAGUUGAUAAGGUUCUUAGUUGGCUAACUUCUCAAGACGUUUUUGAAAUUAAAAAUGAAAUUGAGGAGGUCAACCGCAAAAUGUUGGAUAAAUUGCUGGAGGAAAACGAAUUUUUAGCUGUUUAUUUCUAUGAAAAAUCACAAGAAAGUCGCGCUGUAUUGGACAAAUUGGAGAAUAUUGACAGCGAAACGGAUAACUUGGAUAUAACUUUUGUAAAAAUGGAAGACCCGCGAUAUGCAAGAAAAUGGGGAGUCACUAAAUUACCAGCUAUCGUGUAUUUUAGAAAGAGAUUCCCAAGUAUAUACAGAGGCGACACAAUGAACGAAGAGGAAGUGCUGGACUGGCUUCGAAAGAAUCGAUUUAGACAGCCAGAGUUAAACAUAUUCAUGUACGCUCUGAUAGCGCUGUCAAUAGCGUUCGUGAUGUACACUGCGUUCCUGCUGCAGUGCUUCAAGCCCGCGCCGCCUGCGCCGGCACCGCAUCCGAAGCAGGCGUGAGACAACACUACAUUUCUAUUUUGAUUGUGACUUAUCCGCCUUCAGGCUUGGAUUUAUUACCAUGACUUUGACAUAUGAUCCAUUAACAUUCAACUAUCUUCCAUCGAGUGUCUGUUGACAAUGGAUCAAAUAAGAUUAGACAAUUUAUAAGUUCUUGGGGAUCAAACAUUUUCUUUGAUAGACAUUUUAGAAGAUAUUACGAAUUAAUAGAACUCGCUUUGACAAAGCAAUACUGGAUUGACAAUAGGCUAAGUUUUCUAAGAGUACUUUGGUUUGGAAAUCUCUUUCAUCAUUUUACCAAUAAUGAGAAUAUUCGUAUAAGUAUUUUAUUUCUAGCAUUUUGAAAACGUUGCUGUUAUCUUCCUUAAGACUGUUCGUAAUCUUCUGGGUAGUAUUACCUGUAUGGAUCUUAGUGUGCGAUGAACCAUUUUCCAAUGUUUCUGUUUCGGUCGAUUGAUUGAUCCUGUAUUGAUAUCUACAACCUUGUUAUUUCCGUUGAGUCUUUGAUAAGUUUGCGUUUGAGUGAUUUCGAGUUCUUUGGCAAUGUCACUAAUUUAAUUGUCGUCAACUUUAUUUGUUACUUUGGCGGCUAUUUUAUUUAUUUAUUUUAUUUUCCGUGACAUUGCUUUCGAGCUCCGUUCUAGUGACUGCCUAAUAGGCGGGAUCUUGCCAUCAGAAUG